This is a messenger RNA of Nylanderia fulva, 2298 nucleotides long. RefSeq names its product cdc42 homolog. The record is from RefSeq and is a predicted model, not a curated record. Gene Ontology annotation, biological process: small GTPase-mediated signal transduction. Lineage: Eukaryota; Metazoa; Arthropoda; Insecta; Hymenoptera; Formicidae. Gene Ontology annotation, molecular function: GTP binding; GTPase activity.
UUUACGUCAUAGGAAUCCGGCUUUAUGUCGCUAACAAAUCUUGCUCGAAAUCGCGAGAAAAAAAUAACGUAUGUAUAUCUCGCGAUAAAGAUACGUGGAAUUUGCGUUACUGCGCAACAAUUUCGCAACCUCGUGGCCAUCAAAUAGGACUCGUACAGAUCGUAUUUUACUACCGGCACACGCCCGAAGCCGCUUCCGCUGCGCCACCCGGGAUUAUGAUCUGCGACGAUCUUAACCUUUAAUGACAGCUCCGAAGAUUCAGGUUGCAACAUAAGCAAAAAAUGCAGACGAUAAAGUGUGUUGUGGUGGGUGAUGGAGCGGUUGGUAAAACAUGCCUCUUGAUUUCUUACACCACAAAUAAGUUUCCUUCCGAAUAUGUGCCUACUGUUUUUGACAAUUAUGCGGUAACUGUGAUGAUAGGAGGUGAUCCAUAUACAUUAGGAUUAUUUGAUACAGCUGGUCAAGAAGAUUAUGACAGAUUGCGUCCUUUAAGUUAUCCUCAGACAGAUGUAUUUCUUGUGUGUUUUUCAGUUGUAUCGCCAUCAUCGUUUGAAAAUGUAAAAGAAAAGUGGGUGCCUGAAAUAACGCAUCAUUGCCAGAGAACCCCAUUUCUACUUGUUGGAACACAAAUCGAUUUGAGAGAUGAUGUUGCAACAACAGAGAAGCUUGCAAAAAAUAAGCAGAAGCCAAUAUCUGGUGAACAAGGCGAAAAACUCGCCAAGGAACUCAAAGCUGUAAAAUAUGUAGAGUGCAGUGCUCUAACACAGAAAGGUUUGAAGAAUGUAUUCGAUGAAGCUAUUUUAGCCGCAUUGGAACCUCCCGAACCUGUAAAGAAAAGAAAGUGUACGCUUCUGUAAGUCGACAAGGAGGAUUUAUCAUUGAAGGAACGCAUGUCGGAUAUCAAAAUAACGCUACGUAGUACCAGACGAUAGUCUUGUAUGUAGUACUGUAUCGAAUAGAAUUAAAUUUGCCUCUAUACUUCGUAACCGGAGGGAAGAACAAGUAAUCGCGCAGACGCCGACUAGGACAGCGAUUGCAAACACAUUCCAUGAGGCGUGCAACACGAUUCUGAAUUUGUAAGGUCAGAGAAAAGUUUUCUAUCAAACAAUAUGGCUAUCUUUUUGAGAUAACUUAUUGCACAAAGCUUUCAUUUUUCCGACGCGAUUUUCUAGACGACGCGAAAUUUUGAAGCGCGUCUGAGGAUUUUCAGACGAAAGUUUCGAAAUUGUUUUAAAAUCGUUAACUUUUGAUGUUUAUAUUGAAUAGGACAAAGGUGGAGAAACAUAGAGAGAUUGGUGCUAUUAUUCAAUAUUUUUUUAAGUCGAAAUGUUUACUGAGAUAUAUAUAAGUAUCUGAGUCGUCGGUAUCUGAUAGAGUACUCAUUUGAAUUAAUAAGGUAUUCAAACAUUCAUUUAAUUAAAAUGACUAUUGUUUCAAUACCUAUUAGAGUAAAAUUUUCGUUUUCGACGAUAUCAGUAUUAGAAAUUUUAUGGUGAAUGUAUAAAACGAUAAAUAUAGCAGUAUCAUGUAGGUAUAUUAUCGAUUGCAUAUAAUAAGAAGAUUAUUAUUACUAUUUCUAACAAUCGGUCUACACAUAAAAUAUCAUUAUUGAAAUAUUAAAGGUUUUUACUGCCUUUGGAAAAUUUGUUUGGAUAUGACAUAAUUUUUGGAAAUUGUCAUAUAUAGUAAGUAUAUAAUUAAUUUCUUAUCAUUUAUUUUUUGUCCGAAGCAUGAAGCGUGCGAGCAAAAGCUUUUUAAUAUCGAUAAUGAAUCUUCAGAUCUUUUAAAAUAUACACGGCAGCUACCUUAACGAAGGAAAGCUUUUAAGAAAAUUGACCAAUUUCUUCGAGCGUUUUUGAGUGCCCUUUAUUACAUAGCAAAGUAUUUUCAACGAAUUUAUCACUUAACACAAAGAGAAUAGAGUUUUUAAAUCUUUUUCUUAAACAUUUAUGAUUCUUACAAUUAUAUGCAAUUUUUUCAACUAUCACGAUGUGGCAUGCAAUGAAUUAUAUCAAUUUACAAUCUCAAAAGCAUGCGACUGGCUAAUUUUUUAUGGAGCUCAAUUGUCGCAUAUCGUUAGUAUUAAUAGCGCAUAUAAAUAUUCGCAUUGCGAUACGUUGUCGAUUUAUAAACAUCGAAUGGGGAUGUUAGGAGAGAAAGCAUUUCAUCAAAAAGAUUUAAUCAACUUUUACACUACGAAUCCAGUUAAAAAGCAUUUAUUAUUAGCACUGUAUGUGUCAUAAUAUAGACACAGUCAUAUAUAAUGAAAUAUUCGCAUAAAUAUAUUUAUACUAUGUA